Messenger RNA from Onychostoma macrolepis, 2816 nucleotides. RefSeq names its product heparan sulfate (glucosamine) 3-O-sulfotransferase 4 (gene hs3st4). Bases 796 to 2055 code for a protein of 419 amino acids. The transcript has 2 exons. NCBI's taxonomy places the organism in Eukaryota, Metazoa, Chordata, Actinopteri, Cypriniformes, Cyprinidae. The record is from RefSeq and is a predicted model, not a curated record. Gene Ontology annotation, molecular function: [heparan sulfate]-glucosamine 3-sulfotransferase activity.
UCUGAUCAAAUUGCAAGCGCGUCUAAUGCUUUCCUCCCCUGUCGUCUUGUAGAAAGCUGUAGACGUAGCAGCAGUUUCUUACUGUAGUAUUAUUCUGGUUUUUGGAUGAGCCCACGGCUGAUGCGCACAUCACGUCUACCAAUCAACGCGACGCGUUACGACUGCGCGCUGCACUCUCAGCCACUGAGAGCAGUCAAUGAAUAUUUAUGGCGAGGCUGCUCACUCUCCAGCGCUCAAAGUUAGUGGAUUAGCAGUGGGAGGAUGACUGCGUGAUACGACAUCAGCACCUCGUUUGGAUUAAGAUCCAGCGUUUGCGCCGAUUGCCACUUGAAAUCAGCGGUGUGAAGGACAGCGGUGUCAAAAUUGCACUCCAGAAGCGGUAUCGGGUGCAGACGUGCCCUGCACAUCACUUCACAGACUUUGCUAUCUCUUUGCCCCUUUUCUUCUAAGAUGCCAAGACUUCCAUCAGCAUCAACCCCCUCAGUCUACAGCCGAGAGGGCUGCUCGUUUGGAAGGACGCCCUACCGCAGCCGUUCUCAUCUGCAAGUUCAAUCCGAUCAAUUGUGACAAAGGCUGUCAGCGUCGGAAUAAGAAAUCAAUACUCGAGACGUUCUUCUGGAAUUUUAACGAUCCGUUUUCCUCAAGCGAAGCGCGCGUGGAGAGCGCGGGAUCCUCCUCGCACUUUCAGAUGUUUGCGGUGUUGAUGGUGACAGAUUAUUGUUGUUGAGUGUCCAUGCGAGACUUGGGGUGGAAACAUGUCUGGCCACUUCUCUGAGAGGUUCGCUGCUAUCAGAGAUGGCAUUUUGGUCCAGCACUUCGGUUUUUACUUCUAAAGUGCCCCGGAAGAUCUUAUUCAUGUUCACCUUGUCCCUUUCUGUCACCUAUCUGUUCUAUAGCUUGAUGAGCUGUUACAACUCCUUCCAGUUCCAGGAGAACUACGUCUAUCAGGGGAGGCUCGUGACAGAGGAGACAACUUUUGUUACGCUGAGGGAAAAACUUUACUCGACCUCUUCGCAGGUCUACCUCGACGAGGAGUUCGUCGAAAGAACGGCGACAGAGCAAACCAUCGCCGUCUCGAGCGUUAGAAAUAGCGUGGGGAUCGACGAGAGGACGGCGGGAUGGGUGCGAGCUCAGGCGGCUACGACGCGCUCCGCCGCCGCCGUCGCCGCUGCUGGUGAGCCCCCGGAAUUCAGCACCACGGACAGCGAGCUUCGGAGAGCGGUGAACUGCACCUCGGAUUACGGGGUUAAAAAAUUGCCCCAAGCCAUUAUAAUCGGAGUGAAGAAAGGGGGGACAAGGGCUCUGCUGGAAGCUUUGCGGGUUCAUCCCGAUGUGCGAGCCGUUGGGAAUGAGCCUCACUUCUUUGACAGGAACUACGAGAAGGGGCUGGAUUGGUACAGGGAGCUGAUGCCGUCUACUCUGGAGGGACAGAUCACGAUGGAGAAGACACCCAGCUACUUCGUGACAAACAGCGCCCCGAAGCGAAUCCACUCGAUGGCGAGAGACAUUAAGCUAAUCAUAGUCGUCCGCAACCCAGUGACCAGAGCCAUUUCGGAUUAUACUCAGACGCUCUCCAAGAGGCCCGAGAUUCCUACUUUCGAAGUGCUGGCCUUCAAGAACCGAACGCUGGGCUUGAUCGACGCGUCGUGGAGUGCCCUGCGAAUAGGGAUCUACGCGCUUCACCUGGAGAGCUGGAUGCAGUAUUUCCCGCUCUCGCAGAUGCACUUUGUCAGCGGAGAGCAGCUUAUCGUCGAUCCGGCCGGCGAGAUGGCAAAGGUGCAGGAUUUCCUGGGACUCAAGCGUAUUGUUACUGACAAACAUUUCUAUUUCAAUAAAACCAAGGGAUUCCCUUGCUUGAAGAAGCCAGAGGACAGCAGUACCCCACGGUGCCUUGGCAAGUCCAAGGGCAGAACUCACCCCAAAAUAGACCCCGAUGUCAUUCGCAGACUGCACAAAUUCUACAAGCCCUUUAACAUGAUGUUCUACCAAAUGACAGGGCAAAACUUUCAGUGGGAACUGGAGGAGGACGGCAGCUUGCCUGGCUCUCGGGACUAAACCACUGCUGCUCUCCACACCACCAGCCUUCUCAUAGCCGAACGCCCCUCAUCGAUCCGUGCUUCAACACGCCAAUCGGUCAUUGCUGUCUUUGCGAAAGUGUGUGUACCCAUAGCAAGAGUGCUAAUCUGCUGUGUCAACCCCCAAUACCAAUGGUGUUUAUGAUGGCAAACAUGGUUAUUGUACAUAUUAUCCCGAACAUAAAUAUAUUUAUAUUUGUCAAGAGAAGAGGAUUUUAUUCAUUUUCUUCAGAAAGAGUUGCUAUACGAAUCAUGUCUUCUAUGAUGAUGCAUGCGACGAGUUAAGUGUCCUUACCCACCGUCACCCUGAGGAUUUUCUUUUUAAUCUCUCCCUUUUUCUCGCACACCAGCAGUGAGUGCAGUACAAUUGAGUCUGAGGGAUCAUUCGAGGUUAUUUGUGGAUUCAGAAGACUAGAAACAACUACAAUCAAAUGCAGAUCUUAUCAAUACAGUAAUCCUCUAAAAUGAAAAUGUUUCAGCUAUUUCUGCCCAAUUUUAUGCAUACUGUUUUGUUUUGUGGCUAAUAAAAAUUCAGAUAGUUGGGUCCAAAAGCUUACACUCCUAUAUGCAUUUUUUAAAUUAUAUCAUGUAUUUAAUAUUAUAGUAUGCAAUAUAUUAUCAGAACUACAAUUGUACUGCAUAUAUUUAACAUUUUUCAAAUCUUAAAACAUUUAUUUUCAGGCAUCAGGCUUUUGGACCUUACCUCUUUAAUAAAUUAGCUUGAAGAAAUGCAAUACAUGC